AUGGGUGGUUCUAAUAAACUAUCUAGUGCAGAUUUACUCUCCCACUGCAUCGAGAAACGACUGCGAGUUUCUUCCAAAACCUCAGAGAGACACACAUUCGACCUCUUCACACUAUCCCCAAAUGACUCUUUUCCCUUGAGCUACCAAGCCGAACAGCUUAGAAUUUCUCUAAUAUCAAUACUAAAAGCACACAGCAGCGAGGACAUCUCCAGUCGCAUCAUUCUCGUCUCGGGAAACCUUGACAGCCCCCCGGUGCUCUCACCGCUGACCGCCGCCAUCCAACAACUAAUCCUUCGCAAACCGCCGCCCGACCAAAACACCGAAAAGCAGCCUAUGAUAUGGGCGUUGUGUUCACGGUACUUUCGAAACUCGAUUCAUGAGGGCCCGGACGCGGUGGUCAAGGGUCUGGUUAUUCAGCUACACCGCCGCGGGUUUUUCCCGGUAAAGGGGUUUGAUUAUAAGAUGGACUGUGGCGAGUUUGAGUUUGGCCUGGCAUUGUUGAAAAGUAUUCUGUCGCCCGAGCAGGAGAAGUUGAGUACUUAUGAGUUGUGGAUUAUGCUUGAUCAUCCAUCUUUCUUCUUCGAGGCGGAAGGGCAGCAAUCUGCUGAAUGGACGGGGAAGAUGGAGAGUCUCAUCAGGUUGUUGGCGAAAGCAGUGAAAGAAAAUCUGGCGAUCAGGUUGGUUGUGACAGAUCCUGGUAAGAUGGACGAAGUUGUUCACGGGGCCUUGAGUCCAUGUACGAGACUGAGUUGGGAGACUGGGAGGGGCAAGGGGAACGGGUGGUUUGAUAUUGAAGAGCCCUAA
Molecule: messenger RNA, 804 nt
Organism: Talaromyces rugulosus
Lineage: Eukaryota; Fungi; Ascomycota; Eurotiomycetes; Eurotiales; Trichocomaceae
Exons: 1
Coding region: 1-804 (267 amino acids)
Source: RefSeq, a predicted model, not a curated record